UAUGAUUGGUAGUCUUUUAUACCUCACUGCUAGCAGACUUGACAUUUGCUUUAGUGUUGGAUUGUGUGCCAGGUAUCAGGCUGCCCCCAAGGAAUCGCAUAUGAAUGCAGUCAAGCAUAUCAUUAAGUACAUUGGAGGUACAUCAGAGUACGGUCUAUUCUACUCUGCUGAUACGAACUUAUAUGAGGAAACUACGU
Messenger RNA from Striga hermonthica, 197 nucleotides. NCBI's taxonomy places the organism in Eukaryota, Viridiplantae, Streptophyta, Magnoliopsida, Lamiales, Orobanchaceae. The record is from the annotation of a GenBank genome assembly.